This is a messenger RNA of Neurospora crassa OR74A, 2310 nucleotides long. RefSeq lists its product as hypothetical. Bases 556 to 1680 code for a protein of 374 amino acids. The record is from RefSeq and is a predicted model, not a curated record. The transcript has 3 exons. NCBI's taxonomy places the organism in Eukaryota, Fungi, Ascomycota, Sordariomycetes, Sordariales, Sordariaceae.
GAUGUCGAUGUCCCUUGAAAUCCUGUCCAUCUUCAGGAUCCUCGCUGUUGUGCCUUUCUGCCAUGGGUUUUGAAUCAUCUCGUCGAUCGAAGUUCAAAAGCGGAGUAAGCCUCAACGGGCACUGCUUAUCUUCCUCUACCCCAACCCAGGAAGUUUAUCUAGUGUACCAGCUACCUCACCAAUAACUGUGGGUGCGGGUGGUGGGACUGUUGAUGGGACCCUAUCGUAACGCCAAGACAGAGAGCCAUUGUUUCCCCCGGUUCCCAUACUCUUUGUGCAUAGCAUGCCCGUUCACCGAGCAACCGGUAAUCAGGUUCUGUUACUCCCGACAUAUCAGGUAUGGGUUGCAAUAGCGAUAUUGGGUUGGUUAAGCGCCUUCAUGCGUGGGAUCAAGCUAUUCGCUAUGCGCUCAAUCAUUAGAGCUUUGGAUUGGCCUGUCGGUAGUUGAGGCUGGGCUCAAGACCUGAAACUUCCUCAGAUCAAUCUCAAUACCAAACCGCCCAACCCUCUGAACUUUUUCCGAUCUUUAACUAACGCGUGUGGAGAUUUCUAACCAUGGCGCCCGGAGGCCCAUCGCAGUCCGUGGUUAUCAGCGGCCGGGUGACCAAGUCAGUGCUGUCAACUCCAGGAAAGCCAAAACCAUCACAGAGUAGCAAUACUGGCAGCACAGGCACCGGGAGAUCUGGGAAAACUCCCAGAUGGAAAUAUGGUUUUUGCCCGAAAUGCGACUUCGGCCAUCUCGUGAGGAAGCAAAUCAGCCUGGACCAUCCCGACCAGAACAUUGCCGGAAAGUAUCGACUCAGCUGCAGCGACAAAGAGAGAAAGGGUUGCACGUAUUACAAGAUCUGGAACACAGACCCCAUGCUUACAGCUCCACCGCCGCCCUCCAAAAAGGCCAUCUGCCCGCAGUGUACAAUGGGUCGACUCGUCAAGAAGUGCUUGAAUCCCUUCAACUUCAAGGAACAGUGGAUGGAGUGCGACAGAAAAGACGCAGCGGAACGGCCAUGCGAUUACCGCGAAGACGUGCACGGCAAAGCAUUUCAGAACACGGGAGCGCUACCCGGAACACAACCUACGGGACGCCCCUCCGACUCCGACCAUGAUCACGAUGGGAAGAAGCUGGACAAAGGGAAAGCGCCUGAACGGCACCCAGCGAAUAUGGCAAGGCCAGGAACACGGGGUCUAGAACACGAGCCUGGACCAGCUCGAGCUGCAGAAAUGGCCAUAGACCUUACUGAAGAUGGUCAAUUAACGCCCGAAAGAUCACUCUCUCCUGUACCUGUUGCGUUGACUGUCAGCGACGCCGCGGCCGCCGAUUCCAUCGACUCUGCCCCUGGCCCUGGGAAGGACACAAAGUCAAUAGUCGUCGAGACGGCCGCAGAUAUUCUUUCUUCCCAAACUGUCGUCGAUCUGGUCUCGGAUAUGUCGUCGCAGGUAUCUGACAUGGCAGGACCGGGGGAAGGCUCGCCAAAGCAAGUGGAAGUACUUGCAAAGCCUCAAAACCAGGCAUCUGGCAAACAACAGUAUACUUAUCAGGACGAGUUCGACUCCUCCGAUGAUGAAGAGCUUGCUCGCUUGACCGAUUACAUCUACACUUCUGCACGAAAACCAUCGCCGCAAGUAGGAGUAAAGCCAGAAUCUCCUAGCAGCCCCAUAGCGAAGAUUGAGAGAGAUGACUGAGAUCAGCCCACAGUCUCUACUGAAGCAUCCAAGCUAUGCAGCCCUUUAUCACCUUCACAGGGUUUUCAGUUGAAAGUGGACAAGGGGAUUGCAACAAUGGAGGUGCGUGCGCGGGAACAGCCGACGGGAACAGGCACCGUGGCGCCCGGAAAGGAGCCCGACGCACGCGGAGCACAAAUGGAGCACGGUCGGGGUAUGUAACCGAAACUAAAAUGAUGAUAGCGGAGGGAGGCGACGGCACCUAGCAUCAUGUUGAGGACUCGAGCUCGAAAUCACGAAAGCACGAGCUUUAUUUCUGUAUUGUAUUUAACGUUUGUCUAACACCAUCGGUGGGGCUCUACAUGUAUGGAUAUAUCGAUAUGUGGGGUACAUGUGGGGCAGAACUUGGAAGGAAGCUACCUUGGUCGGAUCUCUGCAAACGCGUCUCCAUGUUUAUCGUUCGAAGCGCGUUGAAGGCAUCCAAGGGGAAUGCAGUUAAAUGCGCAGAAACGCGUCAGUUAUGCAUGGAAGGAAGUUACCAGAUCAGUCUUGCCUCGAUCAGGCAUCACGCAUGGACUUUUUGCCUGUUUCUUACUGGUAAUUACAUACAGCUCAGAGGCCAUGGAACAAUCACUCACCGUUUCUUUUCCU